Molecule: messenger RNA, 2488 nt
Organism: Osmerus eperlanus (European smelt)
Lineage: Eukaryota; Metazoa; Chordata; Actinopteri; Osmeriformes; Osmeridae
Product: RING finger protein 150-like
Exons: 7
Coding region: 370-1683 (437 amino acids)
Source: RefSeq, a predicted model, not a curated record
CCGUUCCCCUGUCCCAGCCAAAACAAGCGGCCCACAGACAAGCAGACAAUAUCUGACCAGCUCGCAACAAUACAAGCCAGGAACUUUUACAAACGACACUUUACUAUUGACGUUCACGUUUCUGCAACGGUCAAAGGACGGUGUCAUGGUCGGAGCAGGCGGUGUUUUCCGGGCCGCGGUAGAUACGGUCUCGUAGAUUCAGGAGCUUUUGGAAAUGGCUUCGAGCUGCAACGCGACGUAGACGGACAGCGCACAAAGGGAGCUCGCAGGGCGCACAGCGCUAGCUAAACAUCCGCUAUGGAGUAGGCGGUGCCGUUAGCCGUGCUGCUCCAGGACCGUUCUACCGACCGAAUCUCACCGAGCGGAGCCAUGGCCGUGUCGCUGAUGCAGGCGUGCCGCAGCCUGGCCUUGUCAACCUGGCUCAUCUCCUUCUGCUUCGUCCAUCUGCUAUGUCUGGAUUUCACCGUGGCCGAGCGCGAGGAGUGGUACACGGCGUUUGUAAACAUCAGCUACAUGGACCCCGCGACCGCUGAGGCACGGUCCGAGAAAACGGAGUGUGGACGCUACGGGGAACACUCUUUAAAACGUGACGCCCGAGGAGUUGUCGUGCUACCGGCUGUCCCGCACGACAGACAAGCCUGCGACCCCAACACCCGGUUCUCGGUGCCCGCUCACGCUAGCUCGUGGAUCGCUUUGAUAUCUCACGGUAACUGCUCGUACAAGGAGAAGAUCCGCCACGCUGCAAGUCAGAACGCGUCCGCCAUCGUCAUAUUCAACGUGGGAUCCACUAACGCCAACGACACGAUCACCAUGCCCCAUUCAGGGAUGGGGGACGUGGUAGCCAUCAUGAUCCCGGAGCCUAAAGGUCGCGAGGUCGCCGCCCUGCUGGAGCGUAACGUCACGGUAACCAUGCACAUCACCAUAGGAACACGUAACCUGCAGAAGUACGUGAGCAGGACGUCGGUGGUGUUCGUGUCCAUCUCCUUCAUCGUGCUGAUGAUCAUCUCCCUCGCCUGGCUCGUCUUCUACUACAUCCAGAGGUUCAGAUACGCCAACGCCCGCGACCGCAACCAGAGACGUCUGGGGGACGCAGCUAAGAAGGCCAUCAGUAAACUGCAGAUACGCACCAUCAGGAAGGGAGACCAGGAGGCGGAGCCAGACUUUGAUAACUGUGCUGUGUGCAUCGAGGGUUACAAGCCCAACGACGUGGUCAGAGUUCUGCCCUGCAGACAUGUGUUCCACAGGGGCUGUGUGGACCCCUGGCUGCAGGACCACCGUACCUGCCCCAUGUGCAAGAUGAACAUCCUGAAGGCCCUGGGCAUCGCUUUGAAUGCAGACUGCCUGGACGACCUCCCCCUGGAGUACGAGGCCUCCCUGGGGGGCGGGGGGGUGGGGGGGCUGGCGCUGGAGGUGCUGGUGUCGGGGGGCUCCAGCGAGGGGGCCCUGGGCGAGGGGGAGGGGGGGGUUCUGGACCCGGGGGUGAGGAGGGUGGGGCUUCCGCAGGACCACGACCCUGACACUCUGAGGGAGUCACCUGGAACCGCCACCACUGACACACACACAGGUGAGCUCCAGCCAAUGGCCAGCAGUGCCUCCCUGGCCUCCCUGGUGAUCGCCGUGGAAACGGGCCUGUCGGACGAGGAGCUGUCUUUGGGGUCGCCCCUCCCUGGAGAGAAGUCCUGAGGGGGGGGCUGGUCGGGCGGCCGGGAUGGCUGGGGCCGGGCCAGAGAGAGACAGGAACAGACUGUUGACAUGAACAUGCUUACCUGAGACCUCACCUCACCUGGCUGGAUGUUGGAGGAGAUCACCUAGGCUGACCCUGUCCAGGUGGGCCCUUCAGAAGGUGUGUUUACCUGUCUGGAACACAGACUCACCUGGAUGGGGGUCUGGAACACAGACUCACCUGGAUGGGGGUCUUGAACACAGACUCACCUGGAUGGGGGUCUGGAACACAGACUCACCUGGAUGGGGGUCUGAAACACAGACUCACUUGGAUGGAGGUCUGGAACACAGACUUACCUGGAUGGGGGUCUGGAACACAGACUCACCUGGAUGGGGGUCUGGAACACAGACUCACCUGGACACACCUGACUCACCUGGACACACCUGACUCACCUGGACACACCUGACUCACCUGGACACACCUGACUCACCUGGACACACCUGACUCACCUGGACACACUUACAGGAUUUUCACCUGAUCUAAUCGAACACCAAACUAGAACUGCAUUCCUUUUUUGGCCUGGACUUUUAUUGUGAAAAGGGCGCUAAGGACUCUGGGAGACGUAGUACAAUGUGCCAGGCUGACAUCUUUUUCUUUUCUUCCUGUGUUUUUGACCUAGAAAUGGACUGUAACAGUGAACCACAUGGUGUUGCCAUGGUUACACACCAGUGUUGUAUUGAACUACAGUAUUUUCUGGUUUAUAUGUGAAUAUUAACCUAGAUCCUAUAUCUAUACCAUGUAUUUAAAGUGUUUUUCUUUUUUCUC